Vanrija pseudolonga is the source of this 825-nucleotide messenger RNA. RefSeq lists its product as uncharacterized. The record is from RefSeq and is a predicted model, not a curated record. The transcript has 2 exons. Lineage: Eukaryota; Fungi; Basidiomycota; Tremellomycetes; Trichosporonales; Trichosporonaceae. The coding region runs from base 1 to 825 and encodes 274 amino acids.
AUGUCCUCGUCUUCAGCCUCAGUAGCAACAUACACCAACGGUACCGGCGUCACCGUCACUGCGCCGAAGCCGUCCGCGACAGGCUAUGGAGUCAUCGGACCAGACGGCACCCCGAACCAGGUCAUCACCCCUGGGUGGGGUGGCCCCGUCGCGCCAGGACAGAUAGUGUGCGCGGCAGGCGUGUACAGCGCCACCAACAGAUGCUGCGCUGCACUCAACGGCGCGCUGUGGGUGCCCACCAACGACCCCUCCUACAGCCGCCCACAACCAAUGUGCCUCUUCUUCACGAACACGACGACCGCCAACGCCACCCGAGAGUCGUUCGUUACGUGCGUUUUCAACGCUGGUAGCGAGGGGAACCGCAGCAUUGCUAUGUGUGUCGACGGAUCGAAGAACGGGUCGAAGUCUGCCGCGCCGAGGUCUGCCGCGUCGAGGAGGAGGACCGCGCUGGGCUUGCUGGGGCUGGUUGUCCAGGGGCCGAAGUGGAAGGACCCGCUGCUCGAUUGGCAGACAGUGUGCGCCACGAACAUGUACAACAUCACCGACCUGUGCUGUGCGCAGCAGGACGGGUCGGUGUGGGCGGACAACUCGACGAUACUCGUCGGCGCAGGGCAGCACAGCUGCAUGAUCAACACGACGACCGAGGAUACCGCCAAAGCGGCACGCGACGCGUUUAUCAACUGCGUUGGCAAGACACCGGGUGGUGGGUCCGUCAUAAUGUGCGGGAGCAACGACCCGAAGAACAAGUCUGGUGGCAGGCGCACGGCGACAAUGGGCAUCGCUGCACUCGUGUGGGUCGCUGCUGGGUGCGUGCUUGUCUUGUAG